CCCAGGCCAGUGCAGCAGCAUGGAGCUGUGGGGGGCCUACCUGCUCCUCUGCCUCUUCUCCCUCUUGACCCAGGUCACCACCGAGCCGCCAACCCCCAAGGUCAAGAAGGCUGCAAACGUCAGGAAAGAUGUCGUGAGUCCAAAGAUGUUUGAGGAGCUUAAGAGCCAGCUGGACAACCUGGCCCAGGAGGUGGCCCUGCUGAAGGAGCAACAGGCCCUGCAGACAGUCUGCCUGAAGGGCACCAAGGUGCACAUGAAGUGCUUCCUGGCCUUCACCCAGGCGAAGACCUUCCACGAGGCGAGCGAGGACUGCAUCUCACGCGGGGGCACGCUGGGCACCCCGCAGACGGGCUCGGAGAACGACGCCCUCUACGAGUACCUGCGCCAGAGUGUGGGCGCCGAGGCCGAGAUCUGGCUGGGCCUCAACGACAUGGCGGCCGAGGGCACCUGGGUGGACAUGACUGGCGGCCACAUCGCCUACAAGAACUGGGAGACGGAGAUCACGGCGCAGCCCGACGGCGGUAAGGUCGAGAACUGCGCCGCCCUGUCCGGCGCGGCCAACGGCAAGUGGUUCGACAAGCGCUGCCGGGACAAGCUGCCCUACAUCUGCCAGUUCGCCAUCGUGUAGCCGACGGCGGGCGGGGGGAGGGGGGUUGCGGGGACCGGGGCGCCCAGCCCGGAUCCCCGGUCGGUGGUGCAAAUAAAGUCGGUACCUCUGGA
Neofelis nebulosa (Clouded leopard) is the source of this 720-nucleotide messenger RNA. It is a transcript of the gene CLEC3B, whose product is annotated as C-type lectin domain family 3 member B. The transcript is spliced from 3 exons. Gene Ontology annotation, biological process: ossification; bone mineralization. The record is from RefSeq and is a predicted model, not a curated record. The coding region runs from base 20 to 628 and encodes 202 amino acids. Lineage: Eukaryota; Metazoa; Chordata; Mammalia; Carnivora; Felidae.